UCCCCAUCGGACGCUUUAUCGUUGCACAUCGGCUUCUUAAGAGAAUUAACACGGAUUAUUGCGGUCAAGAGUCGUGAUUUUUUUCUUCUUGCUUUUGCUUAUGAUGUACUACCAAGUUUGAGUCUUUUCUGCGUAUAUAUAUAUAUUUUCGAAUUUAAUAAACGACGCGUGGAAGUUCCCCGAGUGUGAAGGUUGAGUUCCUAACCGGACCAUUUAAACGCGACAUUAGUUCGUGUCCACUGGGUGCGCGUGGCUCGUUGACUUAAAUCACUGUCAGCUCCUGGCCUGCACGAGGAUCUGAGUUCGUAAAAGCCCCUAUUACUUCGCAGGAUGUUUUGGGGAGUUGUUCGCUCGAGAUUUUGGAGCAGUUACAAGGUGCCACUUUCCCAGCUGCUGGCCCUCCGUACUUGCCGAACCAAAGCUUCCCUUCCUUCUCCAGCGUAUAAUUUUUCUCAUCACGUCCAUAGCUUGGUGGGGCGUCCUGACAAUCCAGGCUCUUGCUGGCCGAAGGUGCAGUCUUUACACACGUCCUGUCACCACCACCGGAAGAAGCGGUCAGACGUGGAGCCUGGACCACGUGAACUGGACUUGCUCAGGUACGACAUGAAAGAGGUGAAGCGGACCCCCAAGCCGGCACUCUACCUGGGCAUUUUGGGAUUGGUGCCAUUUGUCUCCGCUCCGCUGCUGAUGGCUGUCAUGGAGGUGUAUUACCCUGAGGUGGCCUACGCGCAAGUCGCUUAUGGGGCCUGCAUCCUGUCAUUUCUUGGGGGGGCCCGAUGGGGGUUCACAGUGCCAGAGGGGAGCCCUGCUCCGCCUGACUGGCUGAACUUGGCCAACAGUGUGGUGCCACCAUUGGUGGCAUGGGUGGCUCUCUUGCUCAGGGGCAGCAUCACUGAAGCUGCGCUUAUGGUCAUCAUGGGACUGGGUAUAGCACUGCACUAUGAUAUUUCCCUUCUUCCUGGUUACCCAGCAUGGUUCAAAGCUCUUCGAGCCAUAUUGACUGUGGUGGCCACAUUUUGCCUGGUGGCAACGCUGAUUUUGAAAAACAUUUACCCUGAGAAGCGUCUGAGCUUGGAUGAUGGGCAACAAAGCUCUGAUGGCUCAAAGGAGAAAUGUCAAUAAACUCUGCAACGUGUGCUUAGACUGCCAAUGAGGCCCAAAUGUCAUUUUUGUACACAAACCGUGCAGAGUUGGAAGAGCGACUUGUGGCACGGAGGACAGAUUGCCAAAUGGGUGGAGAGUGGACACUCUGUACCUUCUCACAAUGUCUGGUUUGCUUUGUCUCUGCAUUUUAAAGCUUAAAAUGUGAAAUAUGGUUGCUUUCAGGUCAAGGUGUGACCCUUGUGAAUCUAGCAGGAUGGGAAAAUUAAAACUGUGUAAAAAGUUAAA
Messenger RNA from Erpetoichthys calabaricus (reedfish), 1389 nucleotides. RefSeq names its product transmembrane protein 69 (gene tmem69). The record is from RefSeq and is a predicted model, not a curated record. The transcript has 2 exons. NCBI's taxonomy places the organism in Eukaryota, Metazoa, Chordata, Cladistia, Polypteriformes, Polypteridae. The coding region runs from base 331 to 1122 and encodes 263 amino acids.